UCACCCCGUUCCUCCCACCAACAGGCGGCGCUGGAGCUCAGUUCCUCCCACCAACAGGCGGCGCUGCAUGUGGGCUCCUGCUGUGCAGCCCCGACCAGGGGCAGGACGCCAAGGCCGGGCCCUCCCUCACCCUCAGACCAUGGCCGAAUGCGGGGAUAGCGGCAUGCCUCCCGUUGGUUGAUGACAGAGUACUUCCAGUCGUGGGUAUGUCGAAGACUUGGGCCAGCCCUCCCACAGGGGCUGUCAACAGAUGUACAGAGUUAGGUUCGGGAAAGAUCGAGUGUGAGAAGAUCAUAACUGAAGAGUUGAGAGCAGUUCCUCUGCACUACAGUCCAGAGCUUGUGGAGGCUUGUGCAGAUCUCAUCAAUGAAGAAUGGAAGAGGAGCAAAGCAUCUCGGAUUCACUCACUCCAGAAAUCUUCCAAUAGCUUCCCAGUUUGUCUCGUGUUGAAAAAGAUUCUAAAGGAUGCUGGAAGCACGACCAAUGAAAACAGGAGCCAACUGGUGGGUCACAGCAAGCUGUCUCUUGUGGUUGGUAAAUCCGCCGGCUUGUUCGUGGAGACAGUCGUAGUUGCUAAGGCAUUUCGAGGCAAAGGUUAUGGCAGAAAAUUAAUGGAAGCCACUGAAGCCUAUGCGAAAAACCGAGGAUUCAAAACUCUGUAUCUCACGACUCAUGAUAAACAAGACUUUUAUUCCCACUUGGGUUAUGUACUAACUGACCCAGUGCAGAAUGCAGGGUCUAUGAGCGCAUUCAUGACCAUGGAAUUCCUUGAAAAGUUGUCUCGUCCAACAAUUUCACCACCACGUGGUUCUCUACUAUCCUCUUGUCUAUCGCCACAUGUGCCAUCCCCUGCUCCACAACCACCUCCCGCCCCUGUGUUUGCACCUGUUCAGAACCAUCGACUAAAUCUUCCUUCAGCACCUCAUCCCGUCCCAUCUUCUCAGUCUAAUGCACCAGUACCUUUUCCAUCAUCUCUUACUGCAUCCUCUUUGCCAUCUGGGCAACUUCAGACUUCAGUGUCCUGUUCCUCAACCACUUCCCAGUUAGAUCAGCGUUGUCCUAUUCCUCCCCCACCUCCGCUCCCACCACCAAUACCGGGUUUGCACGCAGCCCCUUGCUCCCUAAAUACUUCACAGUUACAUGGACAGACCCAUGCUUGCAACACAUCCUCUCCGUCACCCGCUCUCCCCACUUCAAAAACGUCCCAGUUGCAUUCUCCUUCAGCUGAUCCCUUUCAACUUUCCUCACCAACUGCUGAUUUGGUGGCAUUACCUCCCGCACCACCACCUUUGCCUUUGACUUCUGAAACAUUAUCAAAGUUAUCCCAGUUGGCAUGCGAUUUACCUGAAUCCUUCCAAGGGAAAGGAAAAGCUACACAAAGCCAGUGGGAGACUCCUUACCAAUGUGUUAAAGGUCGUCCUAUCUUCUGGAUGAAGAAAGACAUCAAAUUUGGUCCAAAUGAUUUGAAGAAUAUGUUUGAAAGUUGCCUUGAAUUAACUGAUGCCAAAUGAAGUACAAUGCAAGAGUAAAUGUUCUAAAAGAACCACAAGUUUUGGUUGGAAGUGGUUUCAAAGAAUGAGAGGCUGUUUAAAUUGGUAUUUCAGAAUAACAACUAUGGAUAGUUGAAUUGUUCGAAUGAUUUUCUUUUAAGUAAUUGGUGUAGACAAAUGUCCAAUGUAAAUGCAAGAGGCAAGAGGUCGUAUAGAUUAUGUUUGAAUGUUUUAGCAUGUUUUAACUGAAGAACAGAAUUGAAUACCUUUAUACAUGUGAAACCCACUCUUGAGAAAUUCAGGGUAUGCCGCCCGUUAUUUUUCUAGGCAACAAUAUUCUCAUUUAACUUCAUUUAAUUGAAGCAAGUUGUCUGCAUGAAUCACGGUUUUUAAGCAUUUACAGUGCUUUUUUGCUUUUUAUUGUUACAUUUCCUGGCUUGGCAAUUAUUUUCUUGAAUGAUCUCUUGAACUAGUUGUGUGAUUUAUGUUGCAAUCAUCGUGGACGCUAAACCAUGCUGUAUUCCUGAGGUUUGUGACUGUGGUAUGAAAUGGCGGUAAAGAAUAUUAGAAUCAAGUUAAACAAUUGAGAAUGGGGAAUAUUUCUUCAGAUUACAAUGAAAAUAACUGAUUCUGAAAUAAAGUUAGCAUAACAUGGUAAUUGUCAUGAAUUGUGGGUUUUGAAUGAAGUCAGACAGGAUAGCAGUCUCUGACUGGAAUUUUAGUGGUCUUCCUUAAGUGGUCAGCUCGUUCCAUGCACCUGCUUUGAAUUUUGCUUUUACCUACUUUUACUUGGUGCCCCUCAGGUUCCUAUUCAUUCUUCCCUCAACUUAAUAAAUAAAACGUAAUAAACAAAACAUCAUUUGGAGCAUCUUGUUGCCCAUAAAAUCGUUAGGUUGAUUGGCUUCUACAAUUUGCCCCUGGUAUCUAGGGAGUGGAUGCAAAAGUGAGAUAACAGAACUAGUUUGAACUGAUAAUCAAUGGACAGCAUGGGGCUGGUGGCUGAAGGGCCCGUUUCCACGCUGUAUCUUUCAAUUAAAAAUAAAAAUGUCUAAAAGGCAUCCUCCAGCUAUUCUGAAACUCAGAUUAAAAAGAGCUUGAAGUCUGAAGAAGGGUCUCGACCCGAAACAUCAUCCAUUCCUUCUCCCCAGAAAUGCUGCCUGUCCCGCUGAGUUACUCCAGCAUUUUGUGUCGACCUUCGAUUUAAACCAGCAUCUGCAGUUCUUUCCUAUAACAAAAUAGCUUAAACCUCCUUUACAAUCUUUAAGCACAUCUCAAAUUGUUUUACAGACUUCUGAAUACAUACGCGACAUUUACAAAAAUGUUUAAUCUGAUGUUUCAGAAACGUAUGCAAUUUAUUUCAACACUGUUGUGAAGUUUUUUUUAAAAAGUGCAAAUUCUUAGUAAGUUCAAUUCUGUGAAAACAUUUUACCGGAUUCACAUUCUGAAAGGAACAGUUGUGAAAGGCCAAGACUAUACUUAGACUCCAGAGACAGCUGCGGAGGGUUUGGUCACAGUUGUGCAUCUGCCGACAAGGUUACACGUUAUUUGAUCUGGAGGAUGACGAGGUCUGAAGAAGGGUCUCGACCAAAAACGUCACCCAUUCCUUCUUUCCAGAGAUGCUGCCUGUCCCGCUGAGUUAAUCCAGCAUUUUGUGUCUAUCUUCGGAUGAAGAGCUUAGUCUGCAUUCAGGUUAAGUGAAGAGUGGACACAACAGUAAUGUGAAUGAACUAUACAGUGACACCACUCCUGUCUUCAUAUUGUGCUGCUAUAACCUCCACUGUAUAUAGAUUAUCAUUGGAGCGGCACAGGUUCAACAGGUAUUUUGAAGCUAUUGCAUAUUGCCAGUAUUAGACAGGAAAAUUAAAGUAACCAUUUAUUUGUGGGCGGGGAAAAAACCCUUAAAUAACAUUAUAAAUAUUCUUAAUUGUUUUCUAAAUAUUCUUAAUUGUUUUCUGUCAACAAAAUAGAGAGAGUACAGAGGAGAUUUACUAGAAUGUUGCCUGGGUUUCAGCAACUAAAUUACAGAGAAAGGUUGAACAAGUUAGGGCUUUAUUCUUUGGAGCGCAGAAGGUUAAGGGGGGACUUGAUAGAGGUUUUUAAAAUGAUGAGAGGGAUAGACAGAGUUGACGUGGAAAAGCUUUUCCCACUGAGAGUAGGGAAGAUUCAAACAAGGGGACAUGACUUGAGAAUUAAGGGACUGAAGUUCAGGUGUAACAUGAGGGGGAGCUUCUUUACUCAGAGAGUGGUAGCUGUGUGGAAUGAGCUUCCAGUGAAGGUGGUGGAGGCAGGUUCGUUUUUAUAAUUUAAAAAUAAAUUGGAUAGUUAUAUGGAUGGGAAGGGAAUGGAGGGUUAUGGUCUGAGCGCAGGUAUAUGGGACUAGGGGAGAUUACGUGUUCGGCACGGACUAGAAGGGUCGAGAUGGCCUGUUUCCAUGCUGUAAUUGUUAUAUGGUUAUAAAUGAGACAUUAGGAUGGUUUUAUCAAGGAAAAACUACUGCAUUAACUUUUAAAGCUAUUUCUUAUAAUUAGGGCGGUGUGGUGGCAGACUGAACAUGGAGACUUCUUUCUCCUGAUUAAGAAUACAUAAUCCACGUAAUUUGAUUAAAAAGUCACAAAGAGUGAAGAGAUAAGGCGAUGGAAAGUGUAUUCCAUUAGAACAGUAUUGGAACAUGAAUUCACAUGGAGUGGUUGUUAAGGUAAAAUUAAAUAAAUAUUUAAACUGAUUAUGGAAAUAAGUGUGGUCAGCAUGACCGAUUUUGGAUUGGUCCAGUAUAAAAUGACUAAUAAUAAACCAAAUGUUUACCUUCUCAGAGUAAAAUGUUUGAUCAAGAACACUGCUUGAUUUCUUGGCCAACUAUAUUUCAUCAAUUCAUUUACAUCAAUUCUUCAGAAUAAAGCAUUGUGUUCCUGUGA
This is a messenger RNA of Leucoraja erinaceus (little skate), 4402 nucleotides long. RefSeq names its product hyaluronidase-1-like. Gene Ontology annotation, cellular component: cytoplasm. NCBI's taxonomy places the organism in Eukaryota, Metazoa, Chordata, Chondrichthyes, Rajiformes, Rajidae. Gene Ontology annotation, molecular function: acetyl-CoA binding; hyalurononglucosaminidase activity; N-acetyltransferase activity. The coding region runs from base 207 to 1511 and encodes 434 amino acids. The transcript is spliced from 3 exons. The record is from RefSeq and is a predicted model, not a curated record. Gene Ontology annotation, biological process: carbohydrate metabolic process; protein acetylation; hyaluronan catabolic process.